AUGCACGCUCCACCGCCUCCGACUCCUGCAGGCAUACUCCCGGCGUAUUCGGGCGCCCCUCCUACACAUCUCCCGCCCCCGACGUCUUCAGGGGCGCCCCUUCCACCAGUCUCGCUGACAUCAUCCGCCUCCGACGACCAGGCCCGUAUCACGGCACUCGAGGGCACGGUCAACCAAAUGGCCACCAACAUGGUAGAGCUGCUCGCCCUGUUUAGAGGACCGAACCGUGCAUCCUCCAGCUCCACACCUCCAUUAGGACAAGGGCCAAUAGUCGACCCGACUCCUCGGGUUCCGCCGACUCAAGCCCCGGAGAACAUGGAUGCACCCGCACCACCAACACUGCAUGCGUCCAUGGCUCACCCUUUCACCAGCCCAUAUCCGCCGCCACCGGCUCCCACGGCCGUCACUCUUCCACCGACGACAUUCCUGUCCUCGGAGCAGGCCCUGUCCGCACCUCUUCCUAUCUCUAUACCGGUCCCAGCCGCGGCCUAUACAACGCCUCCACCGAUGGUCUUCCUGGCAUCAAGCGCACCUGCUCCGACUCACCCUCAAGCUGCGGAACUUCCUCCGUACUCGUCUCUACAACCCCACGUCGGCCUCUCUUACCAGGCACCGCCCCCCAUAAACACUACCUUCCAUGAACCAGGCACGUCGACUCACGCGGCCCAGUUCGCCUCACCAAUGCACUUCUUCCCCGACUCUGACGUCGAACAAGAACGUAGAUUGAAGCGAAUGGAGGAGACGAUACGAGCCCUACAGGCGAGUGAUGCCCGCCCCGAUGCGCGCUACGACGACUGUAGCCUAUUCCUGGGAUGUGGCUCCCCCCGAAGUUCAAGAUCCCAGAGUUCAAAACCUACGAGGGCACGACGGAUCCACGCCACCACCUCCGCCAUUACAGGGGAAAGAUGCUACAAUAUUAGGAGUACGAAGAGUUUGUCAUCCACUCCUUCCAAGACAGCCUGUUGGGAUCCGCUCUCGAUUGGUUCAUGUCGCUGA
This is a messenger RNA of Punica granatum (pomegranate), 996 nucleotides long. The record is from RefSeq and is a predicted model, not a curated record. NCBI's taxonomy places the organism in Eukaryota, Viridiplantae, Streptophyta, Magnoliopsida, Myrtales, Lythraceae.